Molecule: messenger RNA, 4851 nt
Organism: Vombatus ursinus (common wombat)
Lineage: Eukaryota; Metazoa; Chordata; Mammalia; Diprotodontia; Vombatidae
Gene: NKD1
Product: NKD1, WNT signaling pathway inhibitor
Exons: 10
Coding region: 151-1533 (460 amino acids)
Biological process (GO): negative regulation of Wnt signaling pathway
Cellular component (GO): cytoplasm
Molecular function (GO): calcium ion binding
Source: RefSeq, a predicted model, not a curated record
GAGAGAGGAGAGGAGAGGAGAGGAGAGGAGAGGAGAGGGCAGGAGAGGAGAGGACAGGAGAGGAGAAGCCGGGCGGGGAGACUGGGCCAGGGGCCGGGACACAUGGAUUAACCAGGCGCCCUCUCGGGCCGGUGUCCGCCCAGCCGCACCAUGGGCAAACUUCACUCCAAACACGCUGCCGUGUGUAAGCGCAGGGAGAGCCCCGAAGGUGACAGCUUCGCAGUGAACGCCUCCUGGGCUAGGAAGGGGAUCGAAGACUGGAUCGGGAAGCAACGCUACCCCAGCAGUGGCCCAGGAUCCCGGCAGCCCCGGGUGGUGGGCGGCUUCUCCAGCGGCACCCGGGAUCCGGCUGGUGAAGUUUACCGAGAAACAAUCAGCGAGGAACAUUUUCGUCUAGAAGUGUCUUUGCCUCCUGAGAAGACAGAUGGACCAGGGAGUGGAGAUGAAAAGAAGGCUGAGAAAGACAGUGAAUCUUGCCCCAGCUCCAAGAAACAGCUGAAAUUUGAAGAAUUACAGUGUGAUGUUUCCGUAGAGGAAGACAACCGGCAAGAAUGGACCUUCACACUAUAUGACUUUGAUAAUAACGGCAAAGUCACUCGAGAGGAUAUCACUAGCUUGCUCCACACCAUCUAUGAGGUAGUUGAUUCCUCGGUCAACCAUUCCCCUACAUCCAGCAAGACUCUUCGGGUGAAACUCACAGUGGCCCCAGAUGGGAGUCAAAAGAGGAAAAGUAUUUUGCUCAAUCAUGCCGACCUACCAAGUUUGAGGCGCAGAACAGAGAGCAAGGCCAAUGAAGAGCUGAGGAGCUUGGAGAAGAAGCAACGUGCUCCCCUCAGGUACCAUGGAGAUGCCCACUUGGAGCAAUCUGGGCGUUAUCACCAUUGUGUUGAUGAGAACAUUGAAAGAAGAAACCACUAUUUAGAUCUUGCAGGGAUAGAAAACUACACAUCCAAGUUUGGACCAGGCUCUCCUUCACAGAAGCCUGAGCUGCCCACGAGAGUCCCCAUCCAGACUAGAUCUCGCUCCCAUGAACCUGAAACCAUCCAUGUGCACCACAGGAAGUCCCAGGGGGCAGAACCUGGCCCCUUUCACUUCAUGGACAUUCCAUAUGCCAAGAUCACUGAAGUCCAGCAACGCCUCCGGGUUGGUCAGGAUCUGAGCAAGCACUUUGUAAAGUCCCCCAAAGCCCAGAGCAAAAAUGUGGGGUCAGCCCACCUGGGGAGGGGAGCAAGAAACAAAUCGAUCCUGGGACCUGCCAUCCCCUUGGCUUCCCCAACGACCCGCCCCAUCCCACCCUACCUCCUUGGCCCAGCCCCACCAAUGCACAAGAAACACAAGCAGAGAGCCAAGGAAAGUCAGCAGAUGUGCAAAAGCCUCCAGCCCCCUGGGAGCACAGUGGUGGAGAAGGAACAUGUGCGAGACCUGCCCACAGUUGUAUUAUAUGAGGGCCAGGUGGGGCAAAUGGUCCAGAGACAUGAACACCACCAUCACCAUGAACAUCACCACCAUUACCACCAUUUCUAUCAGACAUAGAGCAUCCUGCCCCCACCCUCACACUAAAGAACUCCCCAACCCCACCACAAUAUGAAGGAACCCCUCUCCCAUGAUGUCUGACUCCCAAGGCAUUAUCGUUCUUAUUCAUAAUUAUUCUUAUUGUUGUUGUUACUUCACUAAUAUUCAAUUAGUCUCCAUUUUAGAAAUUAUAUGGAAACACAGACACUUACCUUAAUUUAUAUAUUGUGGAAACUGCAUAGCUUACUUAAUUAACAACUUGUGAAUUUUUGUAGCGGCUUGUGAGGAUUGCGGAGGCAGUCCCUGGCUUUCAGAACUGGGCUCUCCCUGCAGAUGGUCAUCAAUACGCUUCUGGGACCAGCACAGGGAUGGAGGGGGUGGAUGGCCAUUGCCAUGAUCCAAUGGUUCCUUGGCUUCCACCUCCCCUCCUGUAUUCCAGCCUUUCCUGGGGAAACAUUACUGCCUGGUCCUGCUUCCAGAGACCUUUAGAAUUGCUGAGACAACAAACUGUUGCUACCUCUUAGUAUUACUUAGAUUUUAUUUGUCCCUUAAUUGAUUGUAAUGUGCUAUGGGGGGAUUUUGAUGGACUCUGGUUACGUGGCCUAUUUGGUGUCAUGUUUUCCUAUCCCUGGGAACGUUAGCUGUAUUUGUCAAUGGAGUUACCCUUAACACCUACCUACUCAUUUGAAUCCCAGAUUCUUUUCUGAAGGCAGUCUUGACUGUUCUAUGAUGGAAAAAUCAGGAAACACCCUUCUCUCCUCUCCUCUUUGCUCUUAAGGGAAGUACGUGUACAUUCAUGUAGCUAAAGUCUGUCUCUGAAACUACACUUGUCUUGGAAAACCACUGGAAAAGGGAGUGACCACAGGAACACGAGCGCAGGGUUGUUUUUUUUGUUUGUUUUUUAAGUCCUGCCUUCAACAAAACUGGGGCUGUUCCCAGGUGUUGUGUGUUGGCUUUUCCGGAAAUUGUUGUUGUGACUGAGAAUGUUAAAAACCCUUUCCCCUUACAGUGCUGGCAAAUAUAUUGUACAUACCUACAUAAUUAUAUAAAUAUAGCUAUUUAUAGAGACAGAUACUAGUUUGUCUCUAUAUAUAUUUAUAUAAAUAUACACACUCAGGUACAUUUUCUUGUGUUGUAGAAAUCUGUGAUUUGCUUCUCUGAAAUAUAAUUAUUGUCCCAGGAGAUGGGUUUUCAUGUGUAUGUGGCUGUGGUUGGGGAUAUGUGGUUUAAUUUUACCCCCUGGUGGGGUCUGCCUUUGUUUCUGUUCUUUUAAAGCAAAUGAGGAGGUUCCUUCUCCUUCCAAGCAUGCCAUGCUUUUCUCCUCUCCUGAUUUCUCUCUUUAAGAGGGUUAGGAUCAAGCAGAUCUGAAGGAGAGAUAUGCUGGGGAAAUAGGGUCAGAGAGUACUGAUAGCAUUGGGCAGAGUGGAAUGCUGGUCCUGGGUGGCCAAUCCAGAGGAAGGAUUGCAGUCUGGCUGCUUAGUAAGGGCUGGGACUUGGGCAGAAAGAAAGAGAAAAGGGACACACUGAACUUUUCAUGUGUGUGUAUGUGUGAGUUUUACCUCCUGCCUUUUCAUAUUCUCUCCAGUGAGAGUGCUUUAGGCUUCAGGUUGUCAUGCAGUGGGGGAGGGGUCUGUGGAAUAUUUUAGAGGAUGCUGGGGUCAGUUUUGGCUUUUCUUUUCUUUCCUUUUUUUGUAGUGGGUUCCCAGCAUCCUACAGCUAGGAGAAUGGAAUAUGGAUGUGUGACUCUCCUGGGCUCCUGGAGAACAGGAAUGGUUUUCCAAAGGAACAUUUUCAGAGACUUGUCAGUGAGGAUUUCCUUUUUGCAUCCCCUCCUUUUUUCACCAUCUAUCUUAGAGGGGGCACCUGAGCCUUUUCCCCAUAUGCUCAUUUGGAUCAGAAUGGUCACUUUGGGGACUAACCAGGGAGAACUCCAAAACUGUACCAUCAUACAGCCUUCCUUGUUCCUAGUCCUGAAUCUGCAUGUCUGUCAGGAUCUUCAUUGUCCCUCUGUAAUUGGAGUUUCUUUAAAAGAAAAAAGAAAGAGGAGAAAAAAACAAUCUACAAACUUGUCAGUUCUUGAUUCUGUUUUAUUUAGGGAUUUCUCAUCUUCGUCUACAGAUGCUUAGAUGGAUUUUCCAGUUUCCAAACAACUAUUCCCCCUCACCACCCACCACACACAUACCCCAACUCAUAUAAUUAUACAGAAGGCAGAAUUAUCUGUACAUGGUGGUUCCAUUUGUUGCCCCCAGAAUUGUUCUAGGAAGAGCCUCAGACCCCCUCUUUAUAUUGUGUCUUUUCACUGUGUGUGUGAUUGUGUGUAUACAUGCACACAUGCAUACAUAAUAUGGCUAUUAUAAAUGUACACACACAUAUGUAAUUAUGGACUAGAAAGAGAAAAGGCAUUUCCAUGUUGAGCAGAAGGAAUAAGCUUAUUUAUAUUCUUGUGUUAAUGAAGUCUGGUGUGUUCAAGUGACUCGUGUUGUGAAGCAUGCAAACACCAGAAUGUACAUUCCAGCUGUCAGCGGCGUCAUGCCAUUGUUCUCAGAGAGGCGGAGGGAAGCUCCCCCUGCUACAGAGGAUUGCCAAUUAGGGUUUUUGGCAAAGGGGAGCAGACAGGAGCUGCCGCUGUUACUUUCUUCCUUGUUUCUUUCUUUUCAAAUAUCCUUUUAAAAUCACAAAUCAUUACAGGGCCAAAGGGAUUGGGGAAUUUUAAAAAUGCCAAGAACAUCCCUUGAAUGUGUUUCGGGGAGAGGAGUCUGGGCGGGGCAGGUGGGGGCGGGGGGCGGCAGAGGCGCUGCUUGAAGUCCCCCCAAAGAGCAGCUUGUCAGAGACGCUAACAGCGGCAAUCACGCCCGCGCUUGCAUCUCAUCGCUGACUCCCAACUCCCCUGUCAGCGUUCCCGCUAAUGAAAGUGGACUCCUGGAAUAUGCUCUCUCGCUUGAUCGAAUCUUUGAAAUUCAUUUUCCUGCCUCGCCUCUUCUCCCCCCCACACCUCCUCAACCUCCCACCAGCCCCCACCCCCAUCCCCAGAUCCAAAAGACAAGCUCUGUCAUGGGACAAUCAUGUGAAAGGUCCCAUGAAUAUUAAUACUGUCACAGCCCCACUUGCAGACACGGGCAGGGUUUAGCUCCUGUGGCAGGGGGCUUUAGUUUGGAACUUUCUAUCCACGCCAUCCCAUCUCCCUCUACGCCCCCGCUCCCAACCUAUGUUUCCUGAUGUUUGCUUUUCAGUAUUUUGUAUAGUAACUAGAGAUGGUUUUGACUAAAUGCUUUAUUUAUUUAAUAGCAAAAAAAAAAAAAAAAUGUGCUGAGAGGAAUUCUCCUUAAUUAAAGUUUUACU